GGGGAGGGCUCCUCCUCGGGCCGGGCGUCCUGGGCAGCAUGAGGGGAACCGAGGCGCUCCCCUUGGUGUAGCCGGCGAGACCGCUCUCCCUCCGCAUCUGGCCGGGGGCCUCCGCUGUGGGUGCCCUGCAUCCGGGUCCUUCACUGGCAAGGCUCCGAAUUGGGCCCCAGGCAAAAUGGCCGCGCCGGCCGCUGUGAACCCCUCUGAAAUGGCAUCAGACAUACCUGGACCGGUGACAUUACCGGUGGCACCGAUGUCUGCAGGGCAAGUCAGAAUGGCAGGGUCCGUGCCUGGUCGAGGAGGAAAGAGGCGCUCAGGAAUGGACUUUGAUGACGAAGAUGGUGAAGGGCCCAGCAAAUUUUCAAGGGAGAACCAUAGUGAGAUCGAGAGACGCAGGAGGAACAAGAUGACCCAGUACAUCACCGAGCUCUCUGACAUGGUGCCCACCUGCAGCGCCUUGGCGCGCAAACCUGACAAGCUGACCAUUCUCCGCAUGGCAGUGUCACACAUGAAGUCUAUGAGGGGCACUGGGAACAAAUCUACUGAUGGCGCAUAUAAACCUUCUUUCCUAACUGAGCAGGAAUUGAAACACCUCAUCCUCGAAGCAGCGGACGGUUUUCUCUUCGUCGUCGCUGCUGAAACGGGCCGAGUUAUCUAUGUGUCCGACUCUCUUACUCCUGUUCUGAACCAGCCACAGUCCGAAUGGUUUGGUAGCACCCUCUAUGAGCAGGUUCACCCCGAUGAUGUGGAGAAGUUGAGGGAGCAGCUCUGUACCUCCGAGAACUCAAUGACAGGGAGGAUUCUGGAUUUGAAGACUGGGACAGUAAAGAAAGAAGGCCAACAGUCCUCAAUGAGAAUGUGCAUGGGAUCAAGGCGUUCAUUCAUCUGUAGAAUGAGGUGUGGAAAUGCCCCACUAGAUCACUUACCUCUGAACAGAUUAACUACCAUGCGGAAAAGAUACAGGAACGGCCUUGGGCCUGUGAAAGAAGGAGAGGCUCAGUAUGCAGUGGUUCAUUGUACUGGUUACAUUAAGGCCUGGCCUCCAGCAGGGAAAAUAGGAAUGGCUCUGCCAGAAGAAGAUGCCGAGGUGGGGCAAGGCAGCAAGUAUUGUCUGGUGGCAAUAGGAAGGCUGCAGGUGACAAGUUCCCCGGUGUGCAUGGACAUGAAUGGCAUGUCGGCCCCCACAGAAUUCUUGUCCAGACAUAACUCAGAUGGAAUCAUCACCUUUGUUGAUCCAAGAUGUAUCAGUGUUAUUGGCUACCAACCACAGGACCUUUUGGGGAAAGACAUUUUAGAAUUUUGCCACCCAGAAGAUCAAAACCAUUUGAGGGAGAGCUUCCAACAGGUUGUGAAGCUGAAAGGCCAGGUGCUCUCUGUGAUGUAUCGUUUCCGUACUAAGAAUCGGGAGUGGAUGUUAAUCAGGACUAGCAGCUUCACUUUUCAGAACCCUUAUUCAGAUGAGAUCGAAUACAUCAUCUGCACCAACACGAAUGUAAAGCAACUUCAGCAGCAGCAAGCCGAACUUGAAGUACACCAGAGAGAUGGACUGUCAUCGUAUGAGUUAUCACAGGUGCCUGUUCCAAGUAUACAAUCAAAUGUUCAUGAGAGUGGGAAGCCAGUGGAGAAGCCUGAUGCUAUCUUCACCCAAGAGAGAGACCCGAGAUUUGCUGAGAUGUUCACUGGCAUCACUACUUCUGAUAAAAAGAUGAUGCCUUCAGCCUCCACAGGAGGAAGCCAGCAGAUCUACUCUCAAGGGAGUCCCUUCCAGCCAGGACAUUCUGGAAAAACUUUCAGCUCAUCUGUGGUCCACGUGCCAGGAGUCAACGACAUUCAGUCCUCAUCAUCGACAAGCCAGAACUUGACCCAGAUCUCUCGACAACUCAAUCAGAGCCAAGUGGCCUGGACAGGGAGCCGUCCUCCAUUCCCCGGACAGCAAAUUGCUUCACAAUCUGGCAAGGCUCAAUCUUCUCCCUUCGCGAUUGGAACCAGCCACACCUAUCCCGCUGAUCCAGCAUCCUACAGUCCCCUGUCUAGUCCUGCCACCUCUUCUCCAAGUGGCAACGCCUAUUCCAGCCUAGCUAACAGAACAGCAGGAUUUGCUGAGAGCAGUCAAAGCAGCGGGCAGUUUCAAGGGAGGCCUUCAGAAGUGUGGUCCCAGUGGCAAAGCCAGCAUCACAACCAGCAGAACAGUGAGCAGCACCCACACCAGCAAACAAGCCAGACAGAAGUAUUCCAGGAUAUGUUACCUAUCCCAGGUGAUCCAACACAGGGGACGGGGAAUUACAACAUUGAAGAUUUUGCUGAUCUGGGCAUGUUUCCUCCAUUUUCUGAGUAAAUUUAUCUAGCCAGAUAACCUUUUAAAAGAAUGUCCUGAAGCAGGGAGAACCCGCACUGGUGUAGGUUGGGCUCUGCUUUUUUUCUGUGUUAACUUAUCCUAGAAGUGAUUAAACAAGAAGUCUCCAUUCCCAUUUCUUAGAUAAUGAUAACUUGCUGUCUUUCCAAAUGCUGACCGUGCAAGUUCUAAUGAAAUAAUUCAUGCUGCCUGAUUGGGGUUCAUGUAAGAAUUUGUUUUGUAUCUCAUGUCCAUUUGCAGUAGAGAGUGGGGUUUGGGGUGGGGACGGUAGUAUGGAAGGCACUUUGUGAACUUUCUCUUAAGCUCUUUACAUUUGAAUGUGAACCACUUCUUACUUUCCUUUUUAGAGAAAGUUGUUUGUGUAAAUAGAUAAUGAAAUAACAAGCACUCCCAAUCUUUUUGCAUAUUACUUGAACAUAAGCUACUUGGAUUUCAUCAAGGCUUUUUUUUUCCGUGUCAGGAGCGACUUGAGGAACUGCAAGUUGCUUCUGGUGUGAGAGAAUUGGCCGUCUGCAAGGACGUUGACCAGGGGACGCCUGGAUGUUUUACCAUCCUUGUGGGAGGCCUCUCUCAUGUCCCCACAUGGGAAGCUGGAGCUGACAAAUGGGAGCUCACCCCACUGUCAGCAGUCCUGCCGGCACAAGGGUUUAACCCAUUGCGCCACCGGCUUAGAGCAAGAAUAGUUCAGUGGGUUGAGUAUGGUGUAUUUAGCAAGAGUUGGCUUAAAAUGAAUGCAGAUUUAGUUCCUGUAUGUUUUACUAUGGAAGGCACUUAGCUCAAUGAGUAGAGCUAUCGAUUUGCACGAUUAAGUCUUGCAUUCAGUUCCUUUGGCAUCUCCAUUGGAAACUGACUCGAACUAACAGAAGCCCCAUCUCCACUGCCGUAUAAUGAAGUUUCAGAAUGAGGUUUAACUUCAGUGUAGACUCAUAUAAUCCAGUUCGGUGCAUUAUAUGGUAGUGUAGAUAGGGCCAGAGCUGGAAACGUUCCCUGUUCUGAAAUCUGGGAAAUCUAGUGUGGGGCAGUACUGGAUUAAAAAACAAAAACAGUGGCUGGAGGCAUGCUUUUGUAUAUGCUCAGUUCAACAUGUGAUGCCAAUGACUCUGCACAGUUUGUAUGACUGCUCUGGGUUAUAUGCAGUAACUAGGUUUCAUUUUGCAUUGUGAUAAGCUUCAAAGGAGCAUUAAUUUGGAUUCUGCUUAUCAUAGAAGUGAGUUUGUGGAGUUUUGCUCCUCUGAGAACUCAGCAAUAACCGUGGCCCAAAUGGUCACCCUGGAUCUUCAAGCAAAGAAUGACCACUUUCAGGACAUGCAGUCCCCAAAUUAAGAACAAGAUAGGUUCUUUAUGUUUGUUCUUAACGUUGAAUAUGUAUGUAAGUUGGAAAGGUACAUUUUAAAGUGUAGCUACACACACAUAUAGAAGCUUUGGAUAGGAAAGGAUUAACACCCCUGUGGUGUUUGCUUUGCCGUCUGUGCCCCUGUUCAGAAGAUUUCAUCUUAUUUUCUGUCCCUGAGAUAAAUAGAUUUUGAAAAAUGUGGCUUGUUGU
This is a messenger RNA of Anolis sagrei ordinatus, 3896 nucleotides long. It is a transcript of the gene ARNT2, whose product is annotated as aryl hydrocarbon receptor nuclear translocator 2. Gene Ontology annotation, molecular function: RNA polymerase II cis-regulatory region sequence-specific DNA binding; protein dimerization activity; DNA-binding transcription factor activity, RNA polymerase II-specific. The record is from RefSeq and is a predicted model, not a curated record. Gene Ontology annotation, cellular component: nucleus; transcription regulator complex; aryl hydrocarbon receptor complex. NCBI's taxonomy places the organism in Eukaryota, Metazoa, Chordata, Lepidosauria, Squamata, Anolidae. Gene Ontology annotation, biological process: regulation of transcription by RNA polymerase II.